Sclerotinia trifoliorum is the source of this 4533-nucleotide messenger RNA. The record is from the annotation of a GenBank genome assembly. Lineage: Eukaryota; Fungi; Ascomycota; Leotiomycetes; Helotiales; Sclerotiniaceae.
CAAGCAAUAUUGAAUAACUUGGAAGCUUCUUUACCCACCAGAUCAUGCAACAGGUCAUAUAGGAAAUCUCCCAAGGAGCAGCGCGCAAAGCACCACAAAUCAAACCAUACAGCAUACGCCGCCUUGCAAACCUUCAUAUUGCAUACCUUGGUUCCCCUCCAAUAAAUCUCUAGUUAAUGUAUUGAUACCUGCUUGUUUACAAAAGAAAAAGAACUACAUACUACAGAUUGAACAUUACUCAAUCAAUAAUUAAUAUUUAGUUUAGCUUCGGGAAUUCUCACCUCUUGGUAAGUCUUCUUCUAUAUGUGGUCAACUUUCAAGAUACAUCCCGUUUAUGCCUUCGUUUCAUUCAUGCGCUGACGUAGACUACCUAGCAGAGUUUAGAUACAAACACCGCCCCGCCUCUUUCAGAUUUCCCGACAUUUUCCUCCCCUUCUCUACCAUUCCAAUUCAGUCAAUAUUACAAAAGAAAGAUUGUGUCAAUUGUAUUCCAUCUGGCAAAGUUUCACUCCUUCAAUCCACCGCUAGGUUGGUACGAACAUCAUCCGUUACAAAAUCGGACUUCGGUGGUUGGUAACUCGUUGGGACCGAGUUACAACAUCAACAAUAACUUUGAACCACAACCUUUACCUUCAACAUGUCCAUUCCACCAUUCAAAGUGAAGGCGAUAUUUGAAUAUACGUCACCGCAUGAAGAUGAUCUUCAUUUUCCGAAUGGUCAAAUUAUUACCGUGACGGAGGAGGAAGAUGCAGAUUGGUAUGCUGGAGAAUAUGUUGAUACAUCAGGAGUCAAACAAGAAGGUAUCUUCCCACGAAAUUUUGUGGAAAAGUAUGAACCUACUGCACCUCCAAGACCUAUGCGUGUUCAUCGAGCAAAGAAGGAGUCGGAAUCAGCUCCUGCUGCUGUCGCUGCCGAACCAGUGAGAGAACCAGAACCACAUCUUGAACCCGAAGCACAACCUGAAGAGGUUCCCGAAGCUCCUGUUGUACAAGAGAGACAACUUCCUCCUCCUACUCAACGGGCUCCACAGGCUAAAGCUCCAAACCCCGCCUCCCCGCCUCCGCCUUCGACACCGGCAGCUACAAGACCAACUCCAAGUCAAAAACCAGCUUCUCCUUCUGUCAGUGAAAAGCCAAGCGGUGGGUCAUUUCGGGAUCGUAUUGCAGCUUUUAACAAGGCUGCUCCUCCGCCAGCUCCAUUUAAACCCACGGGUUUUAGUUCCGGAAGUUCGAAUAAUUUCAUCAAAAAGCCAUUUGUUGCCCCACCUCCGAGAAAAGAUGCUUAUGUUCCUACACCUCGUGAGCCGCCGCCACAAAAGAUUUACAGACGUGAGGAGGACCCCGAGAUUGCAGCAAAGGAGAAUGAGAAUCAAGAACAGGCCGAGCGAGCAGGGUUGGCGCCAACUUCUCCAGGUAACAAUAAUGAAGAGGAACAACCCAAGCCAACAAGUCUCAAGGAGCGUAUUGCUCUUUUGCAAAAGCAACAGAUGGAACAAGCUUCUAGGCAUGCGGAUGCAGCACAAAAGAAAGAAAAGCCCAAGCGCCCACCGAAAAAGAGAACAGAGUCUCAUGAAACUACCGAAGAGGGUGAUACUGCUAGCUUAGAACAACCGGACACAGGGGAUAGGCCAGGAAGCAUUUCAAUGGAUUCCAUAAAGGAAGAAGGAGGCGCACUACCACGAAGAACCAAAUCAUCUCGCGGACCUAUUCCUUCAAUUGAUGAUGGUAAUGAAGCGGAUAUGUCUGGAGCAGCUGAAACUGCGGAAGAAUUGGAAGAUACUGGGAAGGAUGAUAGCGACGAUAAACCCAGAGCCAAACCUCCUCAACCACCCGUUCGUGCUCCAGCGGCUCCAGUUGUAGAGCCAGAUGUUGGCGAGGAAGAAGGGGCUGUUGAGGAACCUUCACCUAUUGAGGCAGGGGAGGAAGAGGAAGAAGAUGAUGAUAUUGAUCCCGAAGUAAGGCGCAAAGAAGAAUUGCGAGCGCGAAUGGCAAAAAUGAGUGGUGGCAUGGGUAUGUAUGGAAUGUUUGGUGGUGGAAUGCCAAUGGCAGCUCCUCUCCCACCAAAGAAGAAGAAACCAUCAGUACCCAUUCAAAAACGUGAAAGCGCGGCUGGAUUAGAAUCAAUAACUUCUCCAGUAGCCAGCGCGCCACCUGUACCAAUGAUUCCUUUGCCUGGUAUGUUUAGAGUUCAAAGCCCUGAUCCGUUAGGAAAACAAGCAGAUGCGGAAGACGAGAAGAGGCCAGUCUCAUUUGCGCGUCCUGCUGAUGUUAUACCGGAUGUUGAGGAUGUUGUACCUGAAAAGGAAGUUGAAUCGGCCCCACCACCAGGUAUAUCCCAUGACCUACUUUGUUUAGUUUCGAGACUAAUAUUCUAUCAGUACCAUCUCACGAGAUUGGUGUGGCACCCCCAAUUCCAGGUGGACGACCAGCCCCUCCGCCUGUUCCAGCUGAUUGUAAGUUAUAUCUAUGAAUUAAUGAAUCCUCUUUACUUAUCAUUCACUAGCUCGACCUGUUCCUGCACCUCCUCCAGCCCUAUUGUCACCAGGUACCGGUUAUGAAUCUGAUGAUGAAAUGACUGAGAAGAUCCCAGUGACGGCUACAAGUGCUGAACCACCUCAAGCCCCUCCUCGACCUUCUGAGGCACCAGGUUCCCCACGAUCACCGCCUACUAGAAGAGCCUCAUACUUUAGCCCUGACCAAUCACCGCGGUCUCCGGAAUUGGUUGGUAGGCGUGGCAGUAGGGUCCCACCAAUUCCAGCAGGUAUUCCUACUCCAUCAUCUCAUACUCGAGCACCUCCACCACCUCCACCUGGGGUGGGAUUAAGCCGAUCUUCAACUGGUGAUCAAGAAGUCGUGCCUCACUCAAAUCCACCUCCUGUACCUGUGGAUGAUGAAAAAGAAGACGAAUAUGAGGGUGAUUAUGAUACCGAUAUUGCCUCUGCGGUACACCAUAAAGAAGCUUUGAAGCAUACUAAAGAAGCAAGUGUUGAUGAUACUGCUCUUCGAUCUCCACUUGCUUCUCCAACAUUUGCUCCUCCUCCCCUUCCUCCACCUACAGCUCCGAAAGCUGUACCACCACCAUUGCCAUCACAUCCACCUCCUCGUCCAUCAGGAGACGUUCCUAGAGUUGCUCCACCAGCUCCACCACCGCCACCGCCUGGGAGGGCACCAGCUCCAUGGGAACCUGAUAAUAAUGAAUUUGAUCCUUAUAAUCAUUCAACAGCGGCAAGCGCACCAGUUCAGGUUGCUCCAGCUACACCAAAAAUGGAACCUGUUGAAGAUGAUUUAUAUUCAGCUUCCCCACCAAGAUCAUUUGCCUCACCUAAACAAGGUCGAGCUCCACCUCCACCUUCAAAUAAGCCGUCAAUUAGGCAAUCUUUAGAUCUCAAUCGUGCUGCUGUUACUGGUGCAAGAAGAUCUGUGGAUCUAAACAGAAUGUCUAUGGAUCCUGGUUUUAUGGCUAAUGAUGUUGACUUGGCGGUUGGUAGCCAAUGGUGGACUGUUAAGAAAAGUCUCCCACCUGUUUUACAAGCUCGAAAGGACAUUUUGACAGAAUCGGAAGAUACAUCAUCAAUUUCUGAUACGAAUCAACCUGUUGUCACAAGAGAACUCUAUGUCUUAUUUCAUGAUUACUCUCAAACAAUUAUCGCAGCUCAAUACAAUCCAAAGGAUCCUUCGGAAUGUCAACUUGAACAAAAACAUGAAGCACCGCCUGCUCGUUUACGUCAAGAUCAAUUGGAAGACGCUCAUGAACGUUUUGGUAAACGUGUCAUUGAAGCAGUAAGUGUUAGACAAAAUACUAUUGUGGGUGAUGGUACUCCUCAAGGAUUAAUUCUUGAAUUGUUAAAACCAUUGGCCGGUGUUCUUAUGCCAGUAGGAACUCGAGCAUAUGGUGCACUUGUCUAUAGUAAUAUGGCAAAUGCAUCAACUCAACAAUUUGAUGAAAUUCGACCUGGUGAUAUUGUCACGUUGAGAAAUACUAGAUUUCAAGGAAAACAUGGAUCCAUGCAUACGAAAUAUGCAGCAGAGGUUGGUAAACCUGAUCACAUGGGAGUAGUAGCUGAAUGGGAUGGAACGAAGAAAAAGCUACGCGCUUGGGAACAGGGACGAGAGAGUAAGAAGGUUAAGUUGGAGAGUUUUAAGUUGGAUGAUUUGAGGAGUGGUGAGGUGAAGAUUUGGAGGGUUAUGCCUAGAAGCUGGGUUGGUUGGGGUGAGGGAAAUUGAGAUGUGAUGUUGGAGUGUGGAGUUUGCGGUGUGUGAUUAGAUUGUGAAGGGAGGGGGAAAGUGAGGGACGAGAAGGACUGUGUGCGUUGUGAUAUUAGGAUGGGACGAUGGGAUGAUGUGGUUUUUUCGCAAUUGUGAACAUGUUCUACAUAUCAGACGGGAAUGCGAUUGCGAAUGGAAUGGCAUGAGAUGAAAUGCGAUGAACUGAUUUGAAUCGAAUUGAUGAAAAGAUAUCGAUUAUAGCGGUUGGUUGGAGCGUGUAUUGUGUAUACAGUUUAUUAGGCAGGCAGGCAAGCAAGCAUAGCAUGAU